This is a messenger RNA of Somion occarium, 1904 nucleotides long. The record is from the annotation of a GenBank genome assembly. NCBI's taxonomy places the organism in Eukaryota, Fungi, Basidiomycota, Agaricomycetes, Polyporales, Cerrenaceae.
AACGAGCUACGGAUCUCGAAAUCCUGAGGGCCUAAAGGUUUUUGACGACUCGUACGAUCAAAGGCUUCCGAUCACUGUUCAGGUGAUUGCUCUACGGGACUGGCGUGUCUGAAGGCUGGUUUCUUCUACCGCCAGUCGGACUUUCCAAACACUAAGACAAACAUUGAAGCCCCACGUCUUUGGCUUUUUAUGCUACGAUGUUCCCCGCCGAAAAACACAUCAUCAAGACCUUCAACAAACUCGUUGAACUUCUCUCUGAAGUAGAUCGUAACAAACCCCAAGUCGCUUUGCUUGCAGGUUCCGCGACACCGUAUAGAAAUGAUACCGACCGUGAGAUGCCCUUCCGUCAGGAAUCAAAUUUCUACUAUUUGACCGGAUGUAACAUUCCUUCAUCAUAUCUCCUGGUCACUUUCCAAACCGGGACAGGGCUGGCUCAGAUGCCAUCGUCCCAAUUAUUUGUUCCUCCAAUCGAACUUGCGGAUAUUAUGUGGUCUGUUCCGCCACCAACCAAGGAAGUGGCUGCACAAAUUCAUGAUGUCACCCAUGUUGAGCACACGGCUGCGCUUCCGGAUGCCAUUCACGAGAUUUUGAAGGCGUUCCCCUCCGCGAUCUUCCACACAUUACCUCGGACCUCACUGUUUCCAGAGCUUCCAGAGAAAUACAUCGGACUGGCUGCAACUAGGAAUGAACCUGUCACGGAUGAAUACCUUUUGACUGCGUUGCAUCGGGCUCGACUGACGAAAGGCGAUGCUGAAAUCGCUUUGAUACAGAAAGCGAACGAGAUCAGCUCUCGUGCUCAUGAAACCGUUAUGCGAGUCCUCGGUCAAGGUGUCAUCGGGGCUAUCAAGAAAGCCAAGGGCGCUGGAACCGAGCGACCUUUGCUCCCGAGUGAAUGGUUAAUCGAGAAGGAAGCUGAGGCCGAAGCCCUUUUCGUUGCUUCUUGUCGAAGAGAAGGGGCUGUACAUCAAGCCUAUCUGCCCAUUGUUGCUGGUGCAAGCCGCGCCGCGACAUUGCAUUACUGCUGCAAUGAUAAGGAAUUUGCGUGGGGUCCCGUCGGAGAGCAUGACCAUCUGAAUCACAAUGAGCUGGAGCACAAUGAAGCGAGAGAUCUGCAUCCCCAAGUCCUGCUGAUUGAUGCCGGUUGUGAAUGGGACUGCUACGCUGCCGAUAUCACCCGAACGAUGCCUGUUGGAAACGGAGGCAAGUUCACACCGGAAGCGCGAGCGAUUUACGAGCUUGUCCUUGAAAUGCAGAAGCUGUCCCUGGAGGUGUUGGAACCUGGUCUUCACUGGGACGCCGUUCAGCUACUCUGUCACCGAACCCUGGUCCGAGGGUUCCAAAAGCUUGGUAUCUUCAAGUCUACAACCUCUCCCAACUCGGGCUCAUGGAACUCCGAGGAGGCUAUCGUUGCUUCUGGAAUCAGUACGGCCUUUUUUCCGCACGGUGUAGGACACUCUCUGGGCAUGGAUGUGCAUGAUGUUCCAAGCGCGAGCAAACCUGAAGUCAAUGAUACCAUCGGCAAAGGGGUGGAACUUGGACACCCUGAAUUCUAUACUUACUUGCGUCUCAGACUUCCUCUUGAGGAGGGUAUGGUAGUGACUGUCGAGCCAGGCAUCUACUUUAACCCGCACCUAUUGGCUCCUGUGCGAGAUUCGAAGCACAUUAAUCAAGAAGUACUCAAGCGAUAUGAAGCAGUCGGCGGUGUGCGGAUUGAAGACGUUGUAGUGAUCAUUAAGGAUGGGCACAUCAACCUUACGACGGUGCGUAGUGAUGUGGAAUGGAUAGAGGGUGUAUGUUCAGGUGUCCUGUGAAUUGUACGCGAAAGAUGUAUGUGCGGUAUGUACUUGUAGCCAUGAGUGUAAAACCUGUGUGUGGGUGCUCCGCAAUAGCGAAAGCUCGGACAU